Prorocentrum cordatum is the source of this 1490-nucleotide messenger RNA. NCBI's taxonomy places the organism in Eukaryota, Dinophyceae, Prorocentrales, Prorocentraceae. The record is from the annotation of a GenBank genome assembly.
GGCUCGAGCCGUCGAUUCACACCUUGCCCGUGUCCGAAGAGCACGCAUUCACGUUACCUUUUGCGGCGCCCAUGGCGCCCGUUCUGACCAGCCUUUUGGUGGUCGCCGCUUCCUUCUCCCAGGCAGCCGCGAUCGAACUGGACAAUAUCGCUGGGGAUUUUUCCUUCGGGCCCAUGCCAUCCGACGCCCCCGUGUGGUGCAAGAACGAGACUGGGCUGACCUGGAAGCAGAGGAAGGAGCGCAUGGAGCAGCACGCCACCCUCGAGUGGGCCAAGAAGCAGACUAAGCAACUCAUCGAGCAGAACGAGACGGUUCCCGAGUGGAUGGACAAGCUCGUCUCCGACGACGAGAAGAGGGGGAAAGCGAAGUGGGCCGCGCAAGAGGUCAAGCGCUUGAGAGCCGAGGGCAAGGACGUGCCCCAGUGGAUGGCCGACCUCGAAUCGGAAGACCUCAAGUGGGCAAACCGUUGGGCAGCGUGCAAGAGCGCUGAGUUGAGGGCCGCAAGCGAGGACGUGCCGGUCUGGAUGGCCGAGAACGCCAGGAAGGGAAUUCUGGAGGCUGCGCAGGAGAAGGCCGAAGAGCUCCAAGAGCAGCUCGAGGAGCUCGAGGAGGAGAAGGAGGAGGAGACGGCGCUGGUCAGCGCCGAGGGCGAUGUCACCGUGGCCAUCGGAUAAGAUAAGUCUGCAUGAGCAAAAACUGUCGGAGGACUGCGCGGAUUUCCUGGCUCAAUCCGCGUGGCCCUCCGCAGAAGUUUUUGUCGUUGCGGGUUCUUCUUCUUCCAGGCCAACCAGAAGCUGCUGGCCAGGAGCAGGAGAGUGAUCGGCACGACCCUGUCCCAGCAGACACAUGUGCUCGAGGUGGCCCUGGAGGAGCUCGACAUGGCCGAGGGCCAGCUCCGCCGCGACAGCACGGAGGCCGGGGAGGCCAAGAAGGUGAAGCAGGCCCUGUGGAAGGCGAAGGCCGCGUCCUCGCUGCUCCGGGACAUCCUGGACAGCAAGGCGAGCCUGCUGAAGACGGGGGCUGCCUGAGCGCGGCCUCUCUUCUUCGUGCGCAGCCUUCUCACAGCUCACUCCAUCGCCGCCGCCUCCGCCUCCGCCUCCCCCCGCUGUAUCUUCCUGCCUCCCCCACGCGUGCAGCGCGCUCCGCUCGGCCAGGCGUGCUCUCCCGUCCAGUACGAGCCCCGCUCACAGAAACGGGGAGCAGGAGCAGCAGGAGGCGACCUCGAACCUAGGGCGAGAGCCAGCAUCCAACGUGCUUGCCCACGAUGCGGCAAUUGACGACGCCACAGCGCGAGAAGUGGAAAUCCCGAGGAUCCGCGUGGUGACAUUCGGCUCGGCUGGGCGAUCUAGACCAUGCGCACGGUCCUCGUAGCCUCCCUCGUGAAUCAUGUCUUUUCGAAUGAGCGGUGCUCGAGGUAAGCGCUGCCAUUAUAUGAUAGACGUAGUUGCGCCUCGUGCCUGCCUAGUCGAGUUGCGUCGCCGCGCAGGGAA